Silurus meridionalis is the source of this 2680-nucleotide messenger RNA. Its product is annotated as opioid growth factor receptor-like protein 1. The transcript is spliced from 8 exons. The record is from RefSeq and is a predicted model, not a curated record. Lineage: Eukaryota; Metazoa; Chordata; Actinopteri; Siluriformes; Siluridae. Gene Ontology annotation, molecular function: opioid growth factor receptor activity. The coding region runs from base 208 to 2136 and encodes 642 amino acids. Gene Ontology annotation, cellular component: membrane.
ACACGGUUAUAAACAAGAAACUUUGACCCCUUUUAACGCGCACUGUGUUUAAUGAUUUGCUCGGGUUUUUCAAGGGGUUACUUCUUCUUUCCAAUUACAUUAUUUACUAAUGGGGGUCCUUUUGGUAGAAUGUUUAGUCAAUGGUAAACUGAAAGUAUUGUAGCGCAGGAAGAGCUUUUACUUUCGCUUUCUCUGAAACAGUACAGUAUGGGUGUGUUUUGGUCUGCGAUUAAGCUGCCGUGUCAUUUAGUCCUGUUUAUAUUCAGACAUUCUUGUCCUCUUUUCUCCUACAUUGCGACCCUGUUCGGCGUUAUGGAUAAACCUGUGACACCAGGCAGGAGAAUGGGUAACUUCUUAGCGAAUAACGAGUACCAGUCAGAGCAGUAUGACUCCACGUGGGACGAUGGCUAUGAAGACACUUCAGAGGUGCCUGAGCAAUGGACCUACCGCCCACAAAGGAACUUAAAUGCUGCAAGAGACGUUCAAACAUACAGACACUAUUGCAUGGAAAUCUGGGAACAUGUGACAGACGAUGAGGAUGAGGACGACAACGACUUACCAAAUAUAAAGUUUUACAGAAAUCAGAUCCACUUCGUCCCUGACGGUGUGAACAUUGAGGAAUUUCACAAAACCUGGUCUAAGGAUUACGACAGGCUGGAAUAUGUGCACUCUUACAUUCAAUGGCUCUUUCCAAUACCAGAGAAAGGAAUGAACUAUCUAUCGUCUGAGCUUAGCCCAAAAGAAGCCAAGCUGUUCUGUACGGACGAGGAGGUGAGGAGAAGGCUAUUGGUGUCUUAUAAGAUCAUGUUGGACUUCUAUGGCAUCCAACUUGUCAAUGAGGAAACCGGAGAAGUUCAACGUGCAGAAAACUGGAGUGAGCGAUUUGAUAACUUAAAUAGAAACACACACAACAAUCUUCGCAUUACCCGCAUCCUAAAGUGCCUGGGAUUACUGAAGUUCAGGCAUUAUCAAGCACCUCUGGUUCGUUUCUUCCUUGAGGAGACUCUGGUAAAAAAAACGCUCCCGCGAGUCAGGCAGAGCGUUCUAGACUACUUUAUGUUCACAGUUCUGGACAGAAAGGAGCGACAAGAACUGAUCAAAUAUGCUUUCUUAAGGUUUAACCAGAGAGAGAAAUUUGUGUGGUGUCCUAGGAGGAUUUGUAGUAAGUUCUUGAAUGAGGAACGAGCAUCGAUCCACAAUAUAUAUACUGAUCCCAAUGAAAAUGAUUCAACCUCUCGACGCGAUCACAGUGAUCUGAUGAACAGCAGUGUGCAAUUCAUAGACGAAAUCAAAACCGAUACUAAUGAAGACGCACAUGCUGGGAAAUUGUCUAUCAGUAAAGAUAAAAAUGAUGAGAAUGUGUCAGGUGAGUGCCACGAUUCUGAAAAACAGGCUUUACCCGACCAUGCUGAAGGAAAUGCUCAUACGAUUGACAUUAAUGAAGUAUCUGAAGCUCCAACAGGAGCUGAUUCUCAGGAUGACCAUCACCUUAAUUUAGAAGCUGCAGACCAAGAGGAUGCUAUUAAAGCUGCAAAAAACUCUGUACCAAAAGCUACAGAAGAAAAUGAGGAUGACAGUAAAUUUGCUGACUCUACCAAACAGCCAGUGGUGGCCAGUGAUCAAAACACUGAUGAAACUCCUAAUCACGAGAACGUUGCGCGCAAAACACCUCCAUCGCACGGAAACUCCGCAAGCGAGCAAGAUGCUCUCGAACACGAAGGAGACGAAUUAAAAGAAGGGAAUGGAAAUGAGCAUGGUGAUCUAGAUUCCGAAAAACACGAUUCGGUCGAAAUCCAGAAAAGCGUCAAUGAACCGGCAGACCGGAUCGUCAGUGGGGCGAAUGGAACUGCCACAAACGACGAGGCAAAUCCUGCAUGCAAUAAAAAAUCAGCAGAUACAAAAAGUCAAAAAUGUAUUUCUAGAGAGGACAUUGAGUCAAACGCAAGCUUCGAACAAACCUCAGUGAGCAGGACAACUGAUAAAGUUGACACUGAAUCUGAACGGGUCGCUUUUAACUUAACUCGGGUUACUCCUGGUAAGGAUGAAGAGACAGGAGAGAGGAGCGAAGGAAAGCCUGCUGGGGAAGAUGAUACCGAUUCAGAUACAGAUGUGAAAGGUGAAGAAGCUGAAAUAUGAUAUGAUCUCCACUCAGGUUUAAAUGCUUUAUUUGUCAAAAUGUAUUUGUGUGUGUGAGAGAAACUGUUGCUUUCCAUGAAUAUGAAUGUUUUUGAUGGAUUUUUUUAAUUUUAUAUAUUCAUCAAGUCAUGGAGCCUAUUUGAGAUUCUUGUGCAUUAAUGUGCAAGUCUAUUUUUAUUAGAGUGUAGAUUAUACAAACUGUGUUGCAUAAAUUGUAUGGAUUUUGAUGGUCAUUGCUGAAGUUGUGCAAUAAUAGUUAUAAAAUCACGAUCUGCUUAAUUUAGGGCAAAGCUGCUCCACACUAGGGCUCACAGGACAAAGUUGGCCCGUGGUGACAUUUGAUUUGGAUCUCCAUACAAUGUGUAUUAAAAGACUGGGGGGAAAUGGCAUUUAGAAAAACCUUUGAAAACUAAGGACCAAUUCUAUGUUUCUUAUUAGAGCUUAUAAGAGCUCACAGUGGACUAUUGGACUGUUUCUUGUUGAACAAUAUGUUUCACUGAACCAGAAAUUAAUAUAAUGAAAAUAAAACUGCAUUAGUUACACA